AUGCUGCGAUGCGAUCACAUCCGCGUGGGCGAUGCAGACUUUAACCUGUCAAAGCUCAAGGGCCCGCACUCGGUCGUCACGUCCACCUGGCACCCCCCUUCGCACGCCAACACGUCGUACACGCUGGACAUUUGCGCGCCGCUGAAGAGGAAAGGCGACGUGAAGAAGGGCGACGAGUGUCCCAACGGGACCAGAGUCUGCGCCAUCGAGCGAUACAUCCGGGACGAGGACGCGAAGCACGACGAUAUCGAGCGCGUCAUCCCCAUCGCGGGCGAGCUCAAGGACUGGGGCGGCGGAAACCUGGACGCCAAGACGGAGAGGCUCAAGGGGUCCGAUUCGCACGCCGACGCCGACAAGGAGGGCCUCCGUCUGAUUCUGCAGGGCGGGCGUUACCCUUUGCACGAUAAGAAGGCGCGUGCGCAGGAGGCCAUUAUCGAGUUCAUCUGCGACCGCGAGAAGACGGGUCUGGAGGGAGAGACGACGCCGGAGGACCUCUACGACACGACGGCGAAGCUGAGGGCGCGGGAGGAGAAGAGCGGAGACGAUAAGAAGGAAGGCGAUGACAAGAAGGAGGGCGAUGACAAGAAAGGCGACGACAAGAAGGAGGGCGAAGGCGACGACCAAGACGGCAGCGAGAAGCAGAUUCUAAAGCCCGAUGCGGCCCUCAUCUGGGAAAGCUAUGGUCCGUCUGACAAGGGAGACGUCGACGUGCUGCGCUUGACCUGGAGGACUCAGUGGGCGUGCGAGGAUGCGUUCAAGAACCCUCCCAAGGGCGGCAACGGGAACGAGGACGGCGGCGAGACUCCCGGCGCUGGCUGGGGGUUCUUCACCUGGUUUGUCUUGAUCCUGUUCCUCGGCAUCGCGGCAUACCUCAUCUUUGGCUCAUGGCUCAACUACAACCGCUACGGCGCUAGGGGAUGGGAUCUGCUCCCCCACGGCGACACGAUCCGCGACGUGCCCUAUCUGCUGAAGGACUGGGCGCGCAGCGUGCUCAACACGGUGCAGGGCAGCGGCACGCGCGGCGGCUACAGUGCGCUGUAA
Verticillium dahliae VdLs.17 is the source of this 1041-nucleotide messenger RNA. RefSeq lists its product as uncharacterized. Bases 1 to 1041 code for a protein of 346 amino acids. Lineage: Eukaryota; Fungi; Ascomycota; Sordariomycetes; Glomerellales; Plectosphaerellaceae. The transcript has 3 exons. The record is from RefSeq and is a predicted model, not a curated record.